GGUGUGGUUUUGGUUGAAGAUCAUAUAAAAGCUGCAGCAGCAGAACCAUCGGCAUCUGUGUCGUAGUAAAACCAACAAGGGCCAAGUCUUCAGUAGCUGCACUGCUUCUUUGAGUCAUGGACGGCACCUUUAACAACCCAAGUGUGUUCAGCAAAGCAGGAUUGAUCACAAAUGAUGAAGAGCUGAGGAUUGUGAUGGUGGGAAAGACUGGAAUCGGAAAAAGUGCCAGUGGAAACACGAUACUGGGUCGAAAGGCUUUUGAGUCAAAGUGCGGUGCUCAGUCUCUGACUGUUUUCUGCAAAAAAGAACAAGCUUUGCUGGGUGAACAGCAGGUUGCUGUCAUUGACACCCCAGGUCUGUUUGACACCAGAUACGACGAGGAGAAAACCACCAAAGAUCUAAGUCAGUGCAUCUCCUUUGCUGCUCCUGGACCCCAUGUCUUUCUGGUGGUCGUCAGUGUGGGAAGGUUCACUGAAGAGGAAGAGAAGUCAGUGGAGAAGAUUCAACAAGUCUUCGGUGAGGCUGCAGACAAAUACAGCAUGGUUCUCUUUACUCGUGGUGAUGACCUUGAUGAAACCAUUGAAGAUUUCAUGAAAGGAUCACCAGGCCUUCAGCAUCUUGUGGCCAGAUGUAACAACCAGUAUCAUGUCUUCAAUAACAAGGACAAAGAGAAUCGUUCUCAGGUCAAUGAGCUGAUGCAAAAGAUUAGGAACAUAGUGAACGAAAAUGGAGGAAGUCAUUACACCAACAAGGAUUUGCAAGAGGCAGAAAGAGCAAUAGAGAAGGAGAAACAGCGUAUCCUGAAAGAGCAGGAAGACAAAAUACGCAGAGAACAAGAGGAAAUGGAACGAAAAAUAGAGGAAAAAUAUGAGAAACAGGCGAAGAAAAUACAAGAAGAAAUGCAAGCUCAGAGGGAGCAAGAGAAAAAAGAGAGGGAGGAAGAGAGGAAAAGAGAGAAAGAUGAGAGGGAUGAGAAGAGACAGAGGGAGAGGAAAGAGAGAGAGGAGGAGAGAAAAAGAGAGAGACAAGAAAAAAGCAAAGAGUUAAAUGACCUAAAGGAAAAACUUGCAAGAGAAAAGAAGGAUGAAGAAGAAAGGAUUAGAUCCAUGUAUGAGGCUCAGGCCAGAAAGGAAGCUGAGGAAUCCAAUCCUUGGAUUAAAUUUGGCCAGUUAUUUACAGAGGCAUUUACUGAACUUGGUAAAGGAAUUCAACAAACGUGCAGUCUGUCUUGAGUGAUUUUAAAUCCAAGUAGUUUAACUCCUCUUGCAAUAAAUCUACAAUUAUUACUUGGGCAAUCAAGAUUAUUGUAUUUCUGGCACAAUUGAGAUAAAAUGUGCUAGAAAAAUUAGUAAAACUCCUAAUACUCAUCAUUGUCAUGAUACCAUCUAGUGUAAGUUUUGGAUGAUUUAAUGUAUAAUCUUUUUUCCCAAAUAAAGUAAUUAGUCCAUUAUCCA
Betta splendens (Siamese fighting fish) is the source of this 1454-nucleotide messenger RNA. RefSeq names its product GTPase IMAP family member 4-like. The transcript is spliced from 2 exons. Lineage: Eukaryota; Metazoa; Chordata; Actinopteri; Anabantiformes; Osphronemidae. The coding region runs from base 117 to 1232 and encodes 371 amino acids. Gene Ontology annotation, molecular function: GTP binding. The record is from RefSeq and is a predicted model, not a curated record.